This is a messenger RNA of Candidula unifasciata, 162 nucleotides long. The record is from the annotation of a GenBank genome assembly. NCBI's taxonomy places the organism in Eukaryota, Metazoa, Mollusca, Gastropoda, Stylommatophora, Geomitridae.
AUGAGGCUAAGCUCCCCCCCCCCCUCUCCUUUCCACCUUUUACAGCAACUACAGACAAUGAAACAAGAACGUUCGGCCACAUUCCGACGGGACCACCCAGCUACAAUGGAGUCUGUUCUGUCAACAAACCAACGUGCGUGUCAGGGAGAAAUAAACACCGGG